ACUACGUAUAUACAAAUAAAAAGCCUAGCUCGUAGAGAUCUAGAGACAAGGGUAGAUCGACUCCAUCUGGAUAUGGACUCCUCUUGGCCGGAAAAGUUCUCAUCCUCCGCCUCCGCCGCCGGAAAAGCCAUUCAAGAGCUGAUUCAGGGCCACCAACUCGCAAUCCAGCUCAUUUCGAUCCUUGGUUGUUUGGACGAUGGAUCUUUGGCCGCCGCCGAGGAUCUUGCCGCGAGGAUUUCACGAUCUUUUGCGGAGACCAUUUCGAUUGUGUUGGAGGAGCAUAAGCCAACCGAUGAGAAUUCUCAAAUUCCGGCUAACAGCGCGCUUGGAGGUUCGCCGUGGUUGGAUGGUUGGAAGUCUAAGGAUUCCGGCGAGAGCUGCCUGAGCUCCGCCAUGGAAAACCGGGGGGGCUGCAAGAAGAGAAGAAGGAUUAGGGAAAUAUGGACAAAGCUCACCCCUACUCCAGUCGCCGACGACUAUGUAUGGAGGAAGUAUGGACAAAAAGUUACCCAAAAUACCAAACACCCCAGGAACUACUAUAGGUGCACCCACAAGAUCGGAAAGGGUUGCGAAGCUAGGAAGCAGGUGCAGCAAACCAAAGAUAACCCUCCUAUGUUCAUAACCACCUACCAUGGUCGUCACACUUGCCGGAAUAAUCCCAUCCAAAAAUCUACCCAUCUGGAAGACAACACUUCAGUUCUGAUUAGCUUCGGUUCAACCUGCAACCCAAACACGGACCCGCUGGAGCCGUAUUUUCAGGCCAUCUCCUUCACAAAUCAACAAGAAAAGAAGCCGAGUUGGGAUCACCGGCAGAACGAAACAUCAUCGCCCUCACAGCUCAAUAAUGGCAGUGGAAUUGUCACGACGGCUUUGGAAUCAUUUGGGUCCCCGGCGGCGAUGCACUGGUCAGCCGACAAUGGUGAUCGGACCUCCUCUGAGGUGUACUCAUCACGUGCGGGAAGUAAUUAUAAUCAGGGCUUGUGUAUGGAUAUAACAGUGGAGGAUGUUGAGUUUGAUGAUUUGUUUGGAUUGGGUUUGAGUGAUUUACUUGGAUUGGGGUUUGAGUGAUUUACUAUGUUCUGUAUUCCAAAUAGAUGACCAUGGCACUUUUUGUUUAUGUUCUGUAUUCUCUUGAGUUGGUAAUAGCUAUAAGGGUUGGAAGUGUUGAUUUAAUAAGCUGAGAAAAGCAAAGGAUUGGAAUUAUAUAUAUAUAUAUAUAUAUAUAUCAUAAAUAUGCAGAAGGACUGGGGAAGCAUGGACAAAGCUUACCCGAACUUAAGAGUCGCCGACGGCUAUACAUGAGGAAGUACGGACAUAAAGUUAUCCUCAAUACCAAACACCCCAAGUUGGACUUCAAUA
Diospyros lotus (date-plum) is the source of this 1359-nucleotide messenger RNA. Its product is annotated as probable WRKY transcription factor 70. NCBI's taxonomy places the organism in Eukaryota, Viridiplantae, Streptophyta, Magnoliopsida, Ericales, Ebenaceae. Gene Ontology annotation, biological process: regulation of DNA-templated transcription. The record is from RefSeq and is a predicted model, not a curated record. Gene Ontology annotation, molecular function: sequence-specific DNA binding; DNA-binding transcription factor activity. The transcript is spliced from 3 exons. Bases 73 to 1068 code for a protein of 331 amino acids.